GCAGCUCACAGACGGAGCGAUACAGGAAGAUACUACAGUCAGUGGGACCUUAUCAUCCAAGUGACGUCGUAUAUGAUCAAUCCCGACUUGUAAUAAUCUCAAAGCAAAGAAGCAAUUUCAGCCGAAUUCCCAGGACUACUCUGGAGGCAUCUGUGGGACGGUCAGUCUACUGUGUUGACAAGGUGGAGAAAUGUGCAUACACAGACAACAAGGGGUGUGGAAUUAAGCACAGGAGAGAAAAGAUGCCGAAGAUGAAGCAGUAAAGAAGAGCUAGUUUCUGGGCCUUUGCAGACUUCCUGCGGCAGCAGUUGAAGACCUGGCCACGAUGACAAUGAAAGGUCUGUCCAGCAGUCGCAGUCACCAUCACACAGUGACCUGCGACCCUUCUUACGACUCGAUGACCCUGGGACACUCAGAUCGUCGGUCCUACUUCCUAAACUCUGGGGAAUCUCAUCCUGCUGACCACCCUUGCUAUACCCAAAGGAACUCCUUCCAGUCUGAGUGCAGUACCUAUCCUGAUCUGGCCAGCUGCACUUUCCCUCGCAGACAUUACAGCUCUCACCAUGAGCUAAAGGAGGAGUGUGGUGCUUUGGUGCCUUACACCGGGCCGAGCAGUAAGGGAGGUGCAGGAGGAAACAACAAUCGCAUCCCCUCUAACCUGCUAGAGCAGUUUGAGAGCCAGGCACCAUUGCGGCGUGAAGGCUACCACACACUGCAGUAUAAGCGCACUGCUGUGGAGCACCAACGCAGCGACAGCCCCGGUCGAAUCCGCCACCUCGUUCACUCUGUCCAGAAGCUUUUCACCAAGUCACACUCCCUGGAGGGGCCCUCAGGGUCUGGUGGGGGAGGAAGUGGGAGGAUGAAUGGCAGCAAAUCCAGUCCUGAUGAUCCACCAUCAUCCUCUGGCACCUUAAAGCACAGCAAGCGCAGUAAGAGCAAAGACCGCUCCAAGUCGGAGCCUAAGAUGCGCUCUGCCAUCUCAGGCUACUGGAGCUCAGAUGACACGCUUGACCGGGAGGUGUGCCUCUACCAUCAUCAACAUGGGGGCAGCAGUGGAGGCCUGCCCUCUGGGGUCAUGACUAUGGGGCGUCAUCCAGAAAAAUCCCAGUCGCAGUACUUCAUGGAGUCCUAUAACACUAUCAGCGCCCAGUCUCUCAAGACGUCACGUAGCAACAACGAUGUGAAGUGCUCAACGUGUUCGGGGGGCAGCGGUGGAGGGCUGCCGCUGAUGAGUGCGCUCGAUGGCCAAGUUCAGCUGAAGAAGAGCUCAUGGUCUUCUACUCUGACGGUGAGCAGAGCAAGAGAAGUCUACCAGAAGGCCUCAGUCAACUUAGAUAAAGCUCUGGUGAAAGCCGAGCAGGGACGCACUUGCCACUUCCUUCAGGUGCCUCAGGAUGAGUGGAGCAAUUUCUCUCCGCUGGGGAAAGAUGACGAGAUUCCAUGCCGGCGGAUGCGCAGUGGCAGCUAUAUCAAGGCCAUGGCUGAGGAGGACAGCGGCGACUCGGACUGCAGCCCCAAACCCUCGCCCAAGGUCCAGGCACGACGAGCCAGCUACCUGAAGGCCACGCAGCCGUCUCUCACAGAGAUGACUACGCUCAAGAUUUCCACAGAGCACUCACCCAAACUGCAGAUCCGGAGUCACAGCUAUCUGCGGGCGGUGAGUGAGGUUUCCAUCAAUAGGAGUCUGGACAGCUUGGACCCAGCAGGGCUGCUGGCUUCGCCUAAAUUCCGCUCCCGAAACGAGAGCUACAUGAGAGCAAUGAGCACCAUCAGCCAGCCCAGGGGCAACAGUUUGCCUCACCAUCUGAAUGAUGGACCCCCGAGACAUCCCUUCAAGUCCUGGCAUGGAGCAGGCCAAGAAGAGAAUGUCACACUGGACCUGGCAUCAACAAAAAGAAUAAAGGUGAGCGAGGUGGAGGUGAAUGGGCAGAUCGAGGCGGUGUGUGAGUCAGUGUUCAGUGAGAUGGAGUCACAAGCAGUGGAUGCCCUAGACCUGCCCAUGCCUGGGUGUUUCCGUAUGCGGAGCCACAGCUACGUGCGUGCCAUCGAGAAAGGCUGCUCACAGGAAGAGGAAGAGGGGAGCGUCACAGCGGGAAGCAGGAGGACCAACUCACCCCCACGCACCACCACCACUGUUAGAACCAUCCAGAGCAGCACAGUGUCAUCAUGCAUCACCACCUACAAAAAGACCCCUCCUCCGGUCCCACCACGAACUACCCCAUCCAAACCUUUUAUAUCGAUCACAGCCCAAAGCAGCACCGAGUCCGCCCAGGAUGCGUACAUGGACGGGGGUCCCGGCACACGAACGGGUAUCAGUUCCCAGCCGGGCCUGUCCAACUCUACAGAGAGCAUCGAUAGCAUGAAGGCCCUGACGGCGGCCAUAGAGGCAGCUAACGCUCAGGUGCACGGCCCUGCGAGCCAGCACGUCACCAACAGCACCAUCACCAUCACUGCCACCGCCACCACCUCCGCAGUUGCACACGUUUCUGCGGACACCAAGGCGCAGAGAGAAGCUCUCCGCAAGUGCCUGUCCAUAGGGAUCCAGGUGGACCCAGAAGAAGGAGGGCCCACAGAGGAGCAGUCUAAAUUCCAGUCGAUAGGAAUUCAGGUGGAGGACGAGCGAUGUCACCGCAGAAUGACCCGCUCCAACAGUGUAACCACAGCUGUGCAGGCUGACCUCGACGACCCAUCAGACGCUCCGGAGCUGCCGCUGCGUCUCUGCGCCACCAUGCCGCGCCAGCACUCACGCGAUGCUGCCACUUCCACCGUCAGCAUCCAGGGCUCUGGGAACCACUACCACGCUUGUGCCGGAGAUGACUACGGGGAGGUGGGCUUUGACCCGUCCAUCCUGCCUCCUCCUGACCCCUGGAUGGACAACGUACCUGAACCAGAGGGUGAGGCUCUGGAGGCGGUUGGGCGAUCGGUGUGCCCGCGUGACGGCCGCUGGUUCCUCAAGUUGCUGCAGGCUGAGACAGAGCGUAUGGAGGGCUGGUGUAAACAGAUGGAGCAGGACGAGAUGGAGAAUGAGCUGCCUGAAGAGAUCCUGGGUAAGAUCCGCAGUGCAGUGGGGAGUGCCCAGCUGCUGAUGUCCCAGAAGUUCCAGCAGUUCCGGGAGCUGUGUGAGGAGAAUCUGAAUCCAAAUGCGCACCCGCGGCCCGUCUCUCAGGACUUGGCUGGAUUCUGGGACAUGCUCCAGCUGUCCAUCGAGAACAUUAGCCUGAAGUUUGAUGAACUCCACCAACUGAAAGCCAACAACUGGAAACCUCUGACUCCUCCAGAAAUUCAGGAGAGAAGGAUGCCUCCUCCUGUGCCAAAGAAGCCCCAGAAGGGCCACCCUCCCCUGGCUAGGGACCGCUCCCUGGAGAGCUCUGAGCGCCAGCGUCUGGAGGCUCGCAAACGCCUGCUAGCUGCCAAACGCGCCGCGUCAGUUCGGCAGAGCUCUGCUACCGAGAGCGCAGACAGUAUCGAGAUCUAUAUUCCUGAGGCUCAGACCAGACUAUGAGACACACAAAGUCAUAUAACAACACACAGGUCUAGUACACUGUCCCAUAAACACAAUAGCACUGAAUGGUAAAGCUACGGUGCUAACAUAAUCACAUUUUUUGCAGACUUCCCAGAUCACUGUGAAGUCAGUUGCUAUGGAAGCUGGUUGAAGAAGUAAUGUACACUUACAAUAUUUAUUUAUUAAUUAAUUUAUUUAUCUUUCUGUCUCUUCUUCCCUUCAUUUCCUUCUCCCAGCUUUGAUGUAGCACUCCCUCUGUUCCUUGUACCUCCACCUGCUCGUUGCUCCCAAAGAAUUAUCUCACUAAUCCCCACGUUUUAAGUGACCUGAUAUUACAAAGAUAAGCCUGGUGUAGCACAGCAGUGUUGCUUCACACGGAUAUGUUUCAGGAGCCGAGGACGCAAUAACAUGGUGGAGGGAUUCUGCGCGUGUGUAGGUGCUUAUAUGUCUAUACGUGCAAACACACAGGCAGUUGUAAGUGAUGUAUUUAAUCUAUCAGAUCAACUGAAGAGACCAGACCAGAAUCAUUCUUGAUAUUUAUUAUGUUAUAUUUUCUAUUAAAAAAAAUCUAGUUUUUAAAAAGAAAUCAAUAUCUGACUCUAAGAGUACUACAGCCACAAAAGUCUGUGUUUUGUCUAUUGAGGUCACAUUUUAAAACGUAAUAUUAAAAAGCGUGCGUAUAGAGACAGCUGGUAACACAGUUCACCUUCUGCCUGAAAGUGGGUCCUUCCAGUUGCAGGAGGGCGACUCUAUAGGAAAGGUCAAGAGGUUAGAUUUUGCUCCUCCAGGUUCAGCAAAGUGGCUCCUCAGACAGUAGGAGUUAGGUUUUUGGCCUCUGCAAAGAGUGCAGUACCCUGAAAGGUUCCCAAAAAAUGCCACAAACCGAAUAUGUGUUGUAUGUGUGACAGGAUGAGUGUGUGCGUGUUUUGGUUAACUUGUUUGUUUCAAAAGUGCUUCCUAUUUUUCUAGGUCUAAAGGGUCCUAGCUGUAAUUGAAGAUUAAGGUAGCAGCAUCAGCAGACUGUAAAACAAAUCACCCGUCUUGUCUGAAUUGAGACUGAGCAGAACAAGUUUGUAUAAAGGAUAUAUAAUGACAUGAAGUGCAUGCUUACACACAAGGUAACUGAUAUUUUUGUCUUUUUUAACAGAUUUAUUCCUUACUCACACCAUGUUUAAACUCUUCAGUGUAACAGACUAAGCUAAAGGACUCAUAUGUGGUACAAUACUGGUAGUUGUACGAUAUUUUAUUAUGUCAUUUUUAGACAAGAAGAGUUUAUGGACAGAAUUGAGACUACGGGACUGAGAAGGGACUAUUUCUCCUCACUGUGUGUGCACUCCCUCUGCCUCUAAAUGAAGCAAUUAUUUGAAGGUCAUAAAGAAAAAAAAAAUCCAGUUUCUAAUAUUUUGUAUUAGUGUUUAAUUUAUUGAUUAGGAGAACAAUGACUGUUUAUUGCCAUUGUUAUUAUAUUAUUAUUAUUAUGCACUGAAAACAAGGCCCUUAUACUGUGUUUGUGUUUUAUUUAUGUUCUCCAGCAUGACAGGCGCCUUUUUUGUCUUUUCCGUUUCAGUGAUCAGCCUUAAUUUCUAUCGCGCUAGUCGAGCACAACUGCAGUCUCAGGGGAAGACGUGUGUGUGUGUGUGUGUGUGUGUGUGUGUGUGUGUGUGUGUGUGUGUGUGAGUGAGUGUGUGUUUGCGAGGUUCAGAGAGAGAGUGUGACUGACUUCAUCUGACUGUAUAUGACCCAUAUUGUUGUCUCUUAUUGUACAUAAUUCCUGCCAGCAGGAUAGGCCAUGAUCUUAAUAAAGCAACCAGUGUCCAUACCAUAUUCUCAAUUAUGUUUCUACUGAGCAUCUCAACCCAGCUUACUGCAGUAAAACAAGGUACUUCUGUCAGCUGCUUGAAUGUGGAGACAAUCCCGAGUCGGUUUAUGGUCACUUAAUUCUUCACAGACUAGCAGAAUUUGGUGUGUAGUCCAAUUUUCUGUAUUGAUCUGAUAAAGUUGUGUGCCAUUGGAUAACUAUAGGAAACACGGUAUAUUCCUGUUAUUUGUCCCACAAUGUUGAACUACUACCUGAGCUUUUCAUCGAGAGAUGUGUGAAGAAACUCAACAGAUGAUGUAACCAUACAGUAUGAUUUGUAACUCCUUUAGUUGGUCAAUAAAUAUUUUUAGAGAGGGUGCUUAUAAGUAUAGUUCAAACUUCAUGCCAUUUAAUAUAGACAAAGCUCAUUUUAGUACUUUUUCUUUGGAACUUGUUUUAAGUCAAACUGUCUGUCGAAUAAACAAUUCUUUUAUUUAUGUUUAUUAUAUUAACAUAUCAAUAUAACCCUCCUGGUAUAGCAGGGAGUUAGAAACCAGAAUGUUGGAUUGUGCUUUAAUUGCUAAACUCACUCCAGCAGUCCUGGCAAAUCUGAAACUUGUGAUGUAGUUAUAUUAAGAGAAAAACCUUCAAAUAAACAUUUGUACAUACAUGAAUGUUUCCCUAUUUAAAUGUAAACUAAAAGAACAAAACAACAUAUUACAAGCAGAUAUACAUUUUGUAAUUAAUGUUAUUACACUCUUGAUGUUAUGGCACGUGUAUGAGCUCUUAUCAGCAUUAAA
Pelmatolapia mariae (spotted tilapia) is the source of this 6100-nucleotide messenger RNA. RefSeq names its product discs, large (Drosophila) homolog-associated protein 1b (gene dlgap1b). Gene Ontology annotation, biological process: signaling. Gene Ontology annotation, molecular function: molecular adaptor activity. Bases 326 to 3502 code for a protein of 1058 amino acids. The record is from RefSeq and is a predicted model, not a curated record. The transcript has 13 exons. Gene Ontology annotation, cellular component: postsynaptic specialization; glutamatergic synapse. NCBI's taxonomy places the organism in Eukaryota, Metazoa, Chordata, Actinopteri, Cichliformes, Cichlidae.